Molecule: messenger RNA, 421 nt
Organism: Dentiscutata heterogama
Lineage: Eukaryota; Fungi; Glomeromycota; Glomeromycetes; Diversisporales; Gigasporaceae
Source: the annotation of a GenBank genome assembly
CAUUACUCUUUCUAUUACCACUCCUAAACAGCUAACUAGCAUAGCUAAAACAUUGAGAAAACAUUUCUUCUUCUCUCAGCUACCCUCCGACUGGAUUCAAAUCCCAACUCGCAAAACAGAAAGUAAAACAAACUCAACUGACACUUUACAACCUCUUCCUGAGAUUCCAACAGAAAUCACAGAAUUAAGGAAAAUACUUAUAUCUUAUAGUAUCAAAUUAAAACUCCCAAUUCAGUCUCAAGAAGAAGUUACACCUACUAUGAAAGUGUUAAGACAACAAUUUUCAGUUAAAACAAUUCCUGUCUUUAUUCUGGAGCUUUCACCUUUACCAAAACCUAGUUGGACAAUCUUUAGCAAUGCUGUAGAUCAACCUCCAUCUUCUAGUACAGUUCAAUCACUAGCUAGCACACCCCUCAAAUAG